CAAAUGGAGUACGAGUUUGAAGGAUAAAGAAGUCAUUUGAGUGCCCCUGCUUCUGAGGCCACUACCUCUCUCCACUGAGACCGCAUUUAAUACAUACCAGUCUUUUCCUAACCUUUUCCUAAUUUUCAUGUGCUGAUUUGUUUUGCCUCGGGGCCCUAUAUUCUCUCUGCCUCAUCCGGCGAUCUCACCAGUCUUCAUCAUCUCUCAGCAUCUACCAAUUCACCAACUCGUACAUAUUGCCGGCAAGUUUCUCUCUUUCAGUUGUUCCCCUUUUUAUUUCCAUAAAGCUUUGUCCUUUAAGUUGUGUAGCUGAAGUUUUCUUUAUGAAGUUUAAAGCAUUGCUCAAGAUGUAAUUGAGGGCUAGUGAAUUUGGUGUUGUGUAUAUGACGUUGAGGGAUUAAGUGGGUAAUUGGUGGAUUUUGGGCCCUGGGCAGCUGUUGUUGAGCUCCAUGGAUAUGUUGAGAGAACAAUUUCCAGCAAUUUAUGGGUUUGUUGUGUUGUAGCUGUUAAGUAAUUGUUUCUUUGGUAAAAUAUAUAGUUUAAUCUCUGAGUUCUUUUUGGUUCCUAUUCAAUUGGGUAUAUUUGUAUCUGGUGGAGGCAUUGUAAUAUUUCUGGGUUUUUGGUAUCUUGAUCUAUGGAGGCCGAAUUUGGAGGCAAGGCUCAUAGUUACUAUGGUAUGAAGGCAGUUGGAAAAAAGAGUUUCGAAUGGGAUUUGAAUGAUUGGAAAUGGGACGGUGAUCUUUUUACUGCUAGUCCCUUGAAUUCCGUACCAUCUGCUUGUAGGAGUAAGCAGUUGUUUCCGGUUAGGCCAGAAACUCCCUCCAAUGCUGGUUUGUCCAACAGUUCUUCUUCUGGAUCAGACAAUAUCAGUCCGGGGAAUGAGAAAGGUAAAAGAGAACUGGAGAAACGGAGAAGGGCUGUUUUUGUGGAAAACGAAGUUCAUGAUGAAGCUGGUUCGCUUAAUCUUAAUCUUGGUGGGCAAGCUUACCCCAUUAUGGAAGGAGAGGUACAGACUGGGAAGAAGACAAAGAUAGUUGGGACUACUUCAAAUUGUGCUGUUUGUCAGGUGGAGGACUGUAAGGCUGAUCUUAGCAAUGCCAAGGAUUACCACCGACGGCAUAAGGUAUGUGAUAUGCAUUCUAAAGCGAGUACAGCACUGGUGGGAAAUGCUAUGCAGCGGUUCUGUCAACAGUGUAGCAGGUUUCAUGUUCUUCAAGAGUUUGAUGAAGGGAAGAGAAGUUGUCGCAGGCGUUUGGCUGGCCAUAAUAGGAGGAGAAGAAAAACACAUCCUGAUACUACAGCUAAUGGAGGUUCAUUAAAUGAUGAAAGAGGAAGCAGUUAUCUAUUGAUUAGCUUGCUGAGAAUACUCUCCAAUAUGCACUCUAGCAGUUCUGAUCAAACAAAAGAUCAGGAUCUGCUAUCUCAUCUACUGAGGAGCCUAGCCAAUCUUGCUGGUACGGCGGAUGGAAGAAACAUAUCUACAUUGCUGCACGGAUCUCAAGGUUUAUUUAACAGUGGGACAUCUGUCCAGACCACAAAGGUGCCAGAUAUGGAUGAUGGUGUUAAUCUUGAGGAUUUAAGGCCUGUAGGACAGUGUUCAGUAGUACCUGCAUCAGAUAUGUUAGAGAGGAGAAUAUCUUCAGUUGAUGAUCCUGGAAGUCUGCAAGUUCUUUCAGGUCUACAGGCCACUGAGCCACUACCCUCAAGAGACAGUUCUGAAUCAAAAUCAGUUACACCGGAAGCUACAAGUAGAAGGUUCCAGUUAAAUGGCAUUGAUUUAAAUAAUACAUAUGAUGAUUCACAGGAAUAUUUAGAGAACCUAGGGAAUUCUCAUGUUCCUGCAAGUCCAGGGACUGCAUCAUGGCUGCAGCGCGAUUCCCACAAGUCAAGCCCACCUCAGACAAGUGGGAAUUCAGACUUAACUUCUACUCAGUCACCAUCAAGUUCCAGUGGAGAGGCUCAGAGUCGCACAGAUCGAAUUGUUUUUAAACUCUUCGGAAAAGACCCAAAUGAUCUUCCAUUCAUUCUGCGAUCACAGAUCCUCGACUGGUUAUCCCACAGCCCUACAGACAUUGAAAGCUACAUAAGGCCGGGCUGUAUCAUCUUGACAAUUUACCUUCGUCUAGAAAAUUCCACGUGGGAGGAGCUCUGUUGUCAUCUGGGUUCCAGUUUGAAAACACUUCUAGACGCUGCCGAUGAUCCAUUUUGGAGAACAGGAUGGGUGUAUACUAGGGUGCAACACUUUGUAACAUUUACGUACAAUGGUCAAGUUGUCUUAGACACACCCUUACCUCUUAAAAGCGAUAAGAGUUGCAGGAUAUCAUACAUCAAACCAAUUGCAGUCUCUGUAUCUGAGAGGGCUCAGUUUGUAGUAAAAGGCUUUAACCUUUCUCAUUCCGCCACAAGGUUACUCUGUGCUCUAGAAGGGAAGUAUCUGGUGCAAGAAACUUGUUAUGACAUGAUGGAUGGUGUACAUACAACUGUUGAGCAUGAUGAGCUGCAGUGCCUCAAAUUCUCCUGCUCUAUACCAGAUGUUACUGGGCGAGGAUUCAUUGAGGUUGAAGAUCAUGGUCUCAGCAGCAGCUUCUUUCCCUUUAUAGUUGCAGAGCAGGAAGUAUGUUCAGAAAUUUGUAUGCUGGAGGAUGAGAUUGAGGUGCCUGAAAGUGCUGAUGCUGAAAAAUUGGAAGCCAAGAAUCAAGCCUUGGACUUUAUACAUGAAUUGGGUUGGCUCCUCCAUAGGAGUCGAGCUAAGUUUAGACUUGGUCACUCGGAUCUGAACCUGGAUCUAUUUCCUUUUAGCAGGUUCAGGUUGCUUAUGGAGUUUUCGAUUGAGCAUGAUUGGUGUGUAGUAGUGAAGAAACUCUUGGGCAUUCUGUUUGAGGGUACUGUCGAUGCUGGAGAACAUACUUCCGUUGAGUUUGCGUUAUUGGAUAUGAGCCUCCUCCACAGAGCUGUGCAAAGAAAUUGCAGAUCUAUGGUAGAGUUCUUGUUAAAAUUUAUCCCAAAUCAAGGUUUAACAGGAUCGGAGCAGAAGCAACAAGUUGACAGGGAUGGCAACAGUUUCUUGUUUAAACCUGAUGCAGUUGGGCCCAUGGGGUUGACUCCUCUUCAUGUUGCUGCCAGUGCUGAUGGCUACGAGCACGUAUUGGAUGCCUUAACUGAUGAUCCUGGAAAGUUGGGAAUUGAAGCAUGGAAAAAUGCUCGAGACAGUACAGGAUUGACACCAUAUGAUUAUGCAUGCCUCCAAAGCCGCUACUCCUAUGUCCAUCUUGUCCAGAGGAAAAUCAGCAAGACAUUAGAAAGCGGGCAAGUGGUGCUUGAUAUCCCUGGUGUUAUCUUAGACAGAAAUGGCAAGCAGAAGCAAUCUGAAGCGUAUAAACCAUCAAGAGUAGCCAGCUUGGAAACUGAAAAGAUUGAAAUGAAAGUGAUACUGCGACAUUGUAAGUUAUGCGCACAGAAACCAGCUUAUGGCAACACAAGGUCACUAGUCUACAGGCCGGCAAUGCUGUCAAUGGUGGCCGUUGCUGCUGUCUGCGUUUGUGUAGCCUUGCUCUUUAAAAGCACACCGGAAGUUCUUUUCGUGUUCCAGCCCUUCAGGUGGGAACUGUUGAAGUAUGGCUCAAGCUGAGGUAGACUUGCGUGUGUUUAUUCUUAGUGACUCUGGUUAUAGGCCGUUUCUUUUGAAGUACAUAGGAGUAUUGACCGAUGAAAUAGACCUGAAAUUAGCCUUUUCUGAUGUAUAUCUGAGCUUCCGCAAUAAACAUGGGCUUUUGGUGAUUGCCCACCAGGUUUUAUUGUUAAGACAACCAACUUUUGCUUCCCCUAUCAUUGUAUGUGAACAACAAUACCGUUACAAACUGGUUAGCACAUAAUUUAUAUGUUUUGUUUUCUUUUUCAAAAUAAAGCAUUCAGGUGAUUUCCCUUGGGACGGUA
Molecule: messenger RNA, 3933 nt
Organism: Prunus mume (Japanese apricot)
Lineage: Eukaryota; Viridiplantae; Streptophyta; Magnoliopsida; Rosales; Rosaceae
Product: squamosa promoter-binding-like protein 1
Cellular component (GO): nucleus
Molecular function (GO): DNA binding; protein binding
Source: RefSeq, a predicted model, not a curated record